Fraxinus pennsylvanica is the source of this 432-nucleotide messenger RNA. NCBI's taxonomy places the organism in Eukaryota, Viridiplantae, Streptophyta, Magnoliopsida, Lamiales, Oleaceae. The record is from the annotation of a GenBank genome assembly.
AUGAUGGAUUUUAAUAGAUUCAUCAAACUAUUGAGUAUGUUGAUGUUUGUACUUUCACUAUGCAUGAAGCUCAAUUCAGUAUCUACUGCUGAAGUUAGGUGCAUUGAGAGGGAAAGACAAGCUCUUCUGACGUUUAAACAUGACCUUGUUGAUGCAAAUGGCGUUUUAUCAUCCUGGGGAAGUGAAGAAGAUAAAAGGGAAUGUUGCAAAUGGAAGGGCGUCUCAUGUAGCAACGGAACUGGUCAUGUAAUUUCACUUGAUCUGUAUACAUCUCCGUAUGAUGGUCUUCAUUUGAAGGCUAAGCUUAGCCCCUCACUUCUUGAGUUGCAACAUUUGAAUUAUUUGGACCUGAGUUUUAAUGAUUUUGGAGGAAGUGAAAUACCAAGAUUCAUUGGUUCCUUCAAGAACUUAAGGCACUUGAGACUCAGAUAA